Molecule: messenger RNA, 735 nt
Organism: Pisolithus orientalis
Lineage: Eukaryota; Fungi; Basidiomycota; Agaricomycetes; Boletales; Pisolithaceae
Exons: 6
Coding region: 1-735 (244 amino acids)
Source: RefSeq, a predicted model, not a curated record
AUGCCUACCACAGCCAAGCCAGUAUCACCUUUCUUUGGUCAUGAUUCCACUGUUCCUCCACCUUUACCCUCCAUGCUAACAGAUCAAAUUGAGUUAUUUGGAAGUCCAUGCUGCCCUAUGAUGCUGCUUGCUGAUGAAGUUCUUGCUCCAGCUGAAGAGGACUUGGCUGCCAAGUCUGUUGAGUCCUCUGACAGUGAUCUCACAUCAAGUGUGCUCUUAGAUGAGUCAAAGAUUCCCAAGCCUAUUGGGGAGCCUGGACAUCCUGGACAUGGAGAGUACACACUUGAAAUUGCUCUUGAUUGGAACCAUAAAAUAUAUGUGAAGUUCAAGAAACAUAUUUUCCACCCCAUCAAUGAACACCUGGACAUCACCAAGUGUGCAUCUGUGCAAAAUCCAACACUUCUCAGACUUGUAUGCAACAAGGCUGUGGCUGUGUUCCCAGAUCUUGAUAACUAUGCCCAUGCCUGGCCUUUGUGCAAGGUGCCAAGAGGUAGAGAUGGCAGCACUUCAGCCUCCCAGACCAAGGUCUGCCCAGGGACAUCUGGUCAUGUCCCAGGGCUAUGCAGAUUUUUAGGCCCUGGGACAGAUGGGAUUUCCCACAUAGCCAUCCAUUUGAAUGCAAUUAUUUGGGAUGUCCCAAGACUGCCUUGGGUGGCAGGGGUCCCUACUCCUGAAAGUGCAGCUUAUAUUAGCAUUGAAAUAGCUGCAGAAAUCCUAGCCCCCUUGCUCCUCUGA